Salvia splendens (bonfire salvia) is the source of this 2390-nucleotide messenger RNA. RefSeq lists its product as uncharacterized. Bases 259 to 2058 code for a protein of 599 amino acids. The record is from RefSeq and is a predicted model, not a curated record. The transcript has 9 exons. Lineage: Eukaryota; Viridiplantae; Streptophyta; Magnoliopsida; Lamiales; Lamiaceae.
UCUGAACUUGAGGUUUUGGAGACCCAUGUUACAUAUUCCUUAAGUAAAGAAAAGCCAGCUGCUUGGUUUUAUAUAAUGCAAUUCCGUGGAUCAUUCGAUGAACAUCAGCAAGUUCCUCUUAAGUUUCUUGUUGAGAGUGUGCAGGGCCCGUUAGCAGAAAAUUGUGCUAACGGUUCGUGGAAAACUACCCCCCUUAUCAAUUUAUAUCACAUUCUUCCUUACAUGGAGAUAAUCUGGUGCUGACUAUCGAGGCUGGAGAUGGGAGUGACCUCUUCUGACCAAAAAGCUGGACAGAAUCAUUAUGGCAAUAACAAGUUUUUCGAUUCAUCUCCUGGACAAGUAGCUAGUCCCAUUGAUAUCUUUCAUGGCACAGAAAGAUAUGUUAAUCUCACAAGCAAGUUCAUCAAAAGAUUUGAAAUUCUGGAUUGUCAAAAUGGAGAUCUUGAGAACUUCGCUGAUGGUAUUGAGCAACCUGGUAAGGGUUUAUCAGCUAGCCUUUCGAGAGGCCUGUAUGAGAUGCCGAUGAAAGUUAAUAAUGCUAUGGAGGAGAUUGAAAAAGGGUGUGAUAUUGCAGAUCCUACUACAGAGGUAGCUAGCACAAACAUCCUUGAAAAAGCAGAUGCUGUGAGUGAUGAUCCUGUAACUGAUCCUUCCAGUCGACUAUUUGGAAACACGGUGGUAGAUGACAGUUUGAGAGAGGAUUUAAAAGAAAAACGUGUUGGAGAUUCUGGUAAAAACAACGAAAGGAGAACAUGUCCUGAAAAUUUAGACGAAGAACAAGUUGAAUGUUGCAAGGUUAUAUUAGCUAGUCCUCCAAGGUUGUUGAAUACUACGAAUAGAAACGACUUGUCUAAUACUUGCACAGAUAGUGAAGAUAAUGAAAUGCGAAAUACAAAAAUAAGAGUUUAUUACCAUAAGAGGAAGAAAAAUACAGUACAACUUCAAGAAACUGUACCAGAUAUAAAGGGUUUUCUCUUCAUUCUGGCGGCGCGAAAUGGAGGCAGAUUGGAGGCGAUUAUAGUCGAUUUUCAGGCGAUUUCACCCGGUUCUUUACAGUCAAAUCUUACUAAAAAAAGAGAUGAGACGGUAUGUGGAGUUGAGGGUUAUUUCACUAAGACGUGCAACCAAACUGGUAUUACUUCAUCACGGGACCAACGAGCUCAGCUUGAGGCUAAACCUAAGCACAAUGUAAAAGUACAAGGUCCUUUGGAUUCUUUUAGGUCAAAUCAGCCUCAAAGAAGAUAUAAGAAGGUAUCCGGAGAUGAGGGUUAUCUUACUACCACGGAUAACCAAACUGGUGCUGCUUCAACUGAGAACCAGCGAACUCAGCUUCAGGCAGAAAUGAAGCACAAUAAAGAAGUACAGACUACCCUGGAAUCUCUUAGGUCAGAUCAUAUUCAAAGCAGAGAUGGGAUAGUAUCUGGAAAAAUGGGUGAUCUUACACAAGAGUGCAAUCACACUAGUAUUGCUGCAAAGGAAAACCAGCUAGUACUGUUUCAGGAUAAUUGUAUGCUCGAUUUAGGAGCACAGGUUACAUCAGCUUUAGACGUGGUGCAGAGUGCAUCAACACUUAUUUAUAGAAAAAUACAAGAACUGUACUCCCAACUCUGCAAUACGGUGGAUGAACUAGCAUUAUGUGAAGAUUAUUUUGACAGAAUAUUGGGUGGAGACGUUGAUUUGGCUCGUCAAUGUAUCAAUUCUAUCAUUAGUGGUAAGUUUCACUCACUAGUGGAGAACAGAACACAAGUCCACCAUAAUGGUAAUCGGCCAGAUGAAAACAGAAUUUCUCAGCAUGGGAAUCCCACCAGAUUAUCCGAAGUCUAUCUUCCUGGAAAGUCAUCAUGUCAAGAUUUGGAGUAUACAUGUCAGAGGAAUGACUUGAGAGUGCCCCAGUUUCAGGUUCAACCUUCUGAUGGUGGAUUCCUGUCAACUGUGGUGGUGACAGGAAAAGAUUUCUACCUUCAUGCAAAGGGUGGUGUAGGGUCUCAUCCUCGUAUAGCUAGGGAGACCGCUGCUGCCAAGAUGAUUGCUGAAAUGCACAACACUUGGUAUGAGUAAGGGUUUAGUGGUAUUAAAUAAUUCAACUAGGCUGACACUUAUGUUUUCGGUUCACGGAACCCAUAACUGGUACUUCCGGGCACACUUAGUUUGAGUAGGGUUUAGUCGGGGAUGAAGGUUCGAUGAGAUAAUUUGCUAACUACGAUGUUAUUAGGUUUUGAUUGUGUUGUAAAAAAGCUUGAACACAAGAAGUUUAGCUGUUUAUUAAUCAUGAAAUUAGGUUUGAAAAAAAUAAAUUUCACAAGAAAAAUAAAGUGAGUCCACCCCAAGAGUUAUAUGACUAUUAGAUGAAUGAUUGUAAGUUAGUUUAGCACUCCCUCCGUUCUAUUUAA